Molecule: messenger RNA, 644 nt
Organism: Salvia miltiorrhiza (redroot sage)
Lineage: Eukaryota; Viridiplantae; Streptophyta; Magnoliopsida; Lamiales; Lamiaceae
Product: amino-acid permease BAT1 homolog
Exons: 2
Coding region: 1-288 (95 amino acids)
Biological process (GO): transmembrane transport; gamma-aminobutyric acid transport
Cellular component (GO): membrane
Molecular function (GO): L-alanine transmembrane transporter activity; L-glutamate transmembrane transporter activity; gamma-aminobutyric acid transmembrane transporter activity
Source: RefSeq, a predicted model, not a curated record
AUGGCGUAUGCCUUCUCCAGAGACGGCGCCAUGCCAUUCUCUGAGUUCUGGCAUAAGGUCAACGAGCACGAGGUCCCCCUCAACGCGGUCUGGCUCUCAGCGAUCAUAGCCUUCUGCAUGGCUCUAACGUCGCUAGGGAGCUUAGUAGAGUUUCAAGAGAUGGUGUCCAUAGCUACCAUCAGGCUCUACAUCGCGUAUGCUCUGCCGAUCUUCUUCAGAGUGACUCUGGCUCGGAAGUCUUUCAGGCCGGGGCCGUUCACCUUGGGGAGGUACGGGGGUGGUGGUUAGGUGGACGGCGGUGCUCUGGGUGGCAACGAUCUCCGUGCUCUUCUCGUUGCCAGUGGAGUAUCCGAUCACCAAGGAGACUCUCAACUACACUUCGGUGGCGGUUCUCACGGUGAGUUCUUGGAUGGUAAGCGCUAGGCACUGGUUUAAAGGUCCGGUUACAAACAUAGGCAGCAGCUGAAGUGGUGUGUUGUAUUCUUUUAUGAUGAAAAUUGAAAUGUAUAUUGAUGGAGAGGCAAUCAUGCCUUUGCAUUUUGUAUGUUGGUCUAGUAGUGUAGCCAUGUUUCUUGACAAUGGGAAAAAUCUUAAAUUUGUGUUCCACUCUUUGAAUUCAGUCAUCUAUAUUUUUGGAUUUACUA